Messenger RNA from Parasteatoda tepidariorum (common house spider), 1632 nucleotides. RefSeq names its product U-scoloptoxin(16)-Ssd1a. The record is from RefSeq and is a predicted model, not a curated record. NCBI's taxonomy places the organism in Eukaryota, Metazoa, Arthropoda, Arachnida, Araneae, Theridiidae.
UUUUGUUUGUUAACACAUUUCAUAUAAAAAUGUUAUAAAACCAUCUUUCAUUAAACAAAACAAACUCAAUCAAUUUUUGAUUGAGAGUAUAAAAAUCAUAUUUUGAGUUCAAUAUCAUCAUUCGCCCUUUGUUUGGCGUGGAAGGGACCUGCUUUGCAAAAGUGACCAUGCUUCGCACCUCAUUCCUCUGGGUCAUUUUAGGCUUGGCUCUGCUUAGCACGAAUGCUGAUGCAAAAAAAAAUCGCUCCUGCCAAACAGAGGACAGAGGUAAAGUAGAACAUGGUACAACAUACACUGAUGAAAAUGAGUGCCAGCAAUACGAAUGCCUCUAUGGGAUUCUUACCACUCGAGGUUGUGGAAUAUCGCAGGCCCCAGCUGGUUGUGAGUUUAAAGAGGCCAAAGGUCCAUUCCCCAAAUGCUGUCCGAAACUUCACUGCAAAAACGGCUUCAAAUUUCAAUAAAAACAUUGUUCCAAAUAUCACGCAAUUGUAAAUUUUGUAAAAAAAAAAGUAUUUUUAUUCAAAAAGGGUUCUGUAAUAAAUUUUAUUUCUACAUGAAGAGCUCAAAGAUUGCUAGAGUUUAGCUUUUGUAAUCAAAUCUUUUCGUUCAAGAAUUUAUUCAAAGUAUCAACCUAUAUCUUAGAAAUUGUUUGUGAAGAAAUUGAUUUUUGAGAAAUAGAAAUUUGUGACUCUGAUUUGCUAAAUGAAAAACGUAAACAAAAAUGCUAAAAGGCAAAUUUUCAAUAAAAAAAUAUCUAGUGCUUAAUAAUGAUUGUCAAUUGGUUGCUUUUAAUUUAAUUACUCUUUACGAUGCUAAUUUUUUAAGUGUUUGUAAACAUAAAUUCAUAAGAAAUAAGAACAUUUACGGUAGAUCAAAUAUCGAAAUCUUAAAAUCGAUUUAUAUAUGUUAAUUUUGAAAUUUCAAUUUUCUUAAAGAAGUUACUGUUACUUUACGAAAUUGCGGUUGUUGGAAUUUUUGUAAGUGAUAUGAUGGAUCAUGUACUACAUUGCAAUACAGUUUAAUUUAACCUAUUUGUAUGUAUCUGUUUCACUAAAAUUAUUGCUAGCAGAAAUUAAUUAGUAUUUUUAGUCACAGAAAGCGAUAAAAUUGCAUCCCAGUAAAUGAUAAUACGAUCAUUAAAUUAAAAGUUAUUAAGGUUUUCUGAUUUUAUACAAGUAACGCUGUACAACGUUUACUUCCAGGGCACAGACAUACUUUGAAUUUUAUAGCAUCAUAAUAUCCAACGUCCAAUAUAUUGGGACAAAAAUUGAUACAAUUUUAUCACUCAAAAAAUAAUAUUUGCAGAACAGUUUUUUCUGUUUGUAUGCUUUUAGAAAGCGAUUGUCUUGUAAAAAUACAAUUAUAUUUACUCUGAUUUGUCAAAAUUUUGAUGAUAAAGAACUGCAGUAAUGUGUAAAGAUAUAAAUGUUUGUAAACAUAAAUUCAUAAGAAAUAAGAACAUUUACGGUAGAUCAGAUAUCGAAAUCUCAAAAUCUAUUUAUAUAUGUUAAUUUUGAAAUUUCAAUUUUCUUAAAGAAGUUACUGUUGCUUUACGAAAUUUCGGUUGUUAGAAUUUUUGAUAGUGAUAUGAUGGAUCAUGUACUACAUUGCAAUACAGUUUAAUUUAACCUA